Pyricularia oryzae 70-15 is the source of this 3639-nucleotide messenger RNA. Its product is annotated as Arg-6 protein. Gene Ontology annotation, cellular component: mitochondrial matrix; mitochondrion; cytoplasm. Gene Ontology annotation, molecular function: NADP+ binding; N-acetyl-gamma-glutamyl-phosphate reductase (NADP+) activity; L-glutamate N-acetyltransferase activity, acting on acetyl-CoA as donor. Lineage: Eukaryota; Fungi; Ascomycota; Sordariomycetes; Magnaporthales; Pyriculariaceae. Gene Ontology annotation, biological process: L-arginine biosynthetic process. Bases 462 to 3164 code for a protein of 900 amino acids. The transcript has 3 exons. The record is from RefSeq and is a predicted model, not a curated record.
GGUUGGUACCCAACCUUGGCUGGCCAAGCUUGUAUGGGUGCAGUGCCUGGAAGCUGGAGAGCGGUUUCGGGGGAAGGAGUCACCACACGACUCGAUUUUUUUUUUCUGCCGACCACUCAGGUGCCCCUCCAACGCUAACAUUUCUUGUCGAGGUUCCGCUCUGCCCACAUAAUUUCCAAUGCUAAAGGAUCCAAUUCCGAGUUAAACGGGAUACCGUUGAAGCUUCCAGCAUCUUGCAACCAGACUCCUGCAUAACGUCAGGUGUGCUCAAUUGGCUGCUGAAGCUACUCGGGAAGCCGAUUGUUCAAGUUCAGUCUGCUCGGAUAGCAAAGGCGGCCGAUUUGCGGGUCAUUCCUCUCGGCAAUACACAAAGGUUCCUUUCGACCGCCCUGUUUGAGCUUCUCGGGGCUCCCCAACCCAAAGCCUCACCACCAGCCGGCCCAAUCGGCCUCGCAACUACAAUGCUUUCUGCCGCACGGGGCGCCUUCAGGGCCGGAGCCCGCCGGUGCAUUGGCGCCCGAGCUAUCGCUGCGCCUGCUCGCACCCUCCCCGUUCCUCGCCUCGCCGCAGCUCACGCCGCCCGCCGCUCCUUCUCCGCCUCGGCGCCAGUCCUCUCCCAGUCCAAUACCCGAGGCGUCGUCGUCCAGGCCAUCAGCAGCGUCGCUUCCCAGAGGGAGGUCCAGCAGUACCUCUCCCUCUUUACCUCGGUCGAGUCACAGAAGUUUGCCGUCAUCAAGGUUGGUGGUGCCAUUCUCACCGACUACCUUGACGAGCUCUGCCAAUCCCUCGCCUUCCUUUACGAGGUCGGCCUCUUCCCCAUCAUCGUCCACGGAGCCGGUCCCCAGCUCAACAAGCUUCUCGAGGAUGCCGGCGUCGAGCCCCAGUUCGAGGAGGGCAUCCGCGUCACCGACGCCAAGACUCUUGCCAUUGCCCGCCAGCUCUUCCUUGAGGAGAACCUAAACUUCACCAAGAAGCUCGAGGACUACGGUGUCAAUGUGCGUCCGGCCACCGCAGGCGUCUUCUACGCCGACUACCUCAACAAGGACAAAUGGGGAUACGUGGGCAAGAUCACCAAGGUCAACACGGAUAUCAUCGAGGGGGCUAUCAACCGUGGCUGCUUGCCGGUGCUGACCUCCCUCGCCUGGACCGCUGACGGCCAACUGCUCAACGUCAAUGCCGAUGUUGCCGCUGCCGAGCUCGCCAGGGCUCUUGAGCCGCUUAAGGUCGUCUACCUCUCUGAGAAGGGUGGCCUUUUUGACGGCGAUGGCAGCAAGAUUUCGACCAUCAACCUUGACGAGGAAUUCGACUGGUACAUGGGACAGGAGUGGUGCAAGUAUGGCACCAGGCUCAAGAUCAAAGAGACCAAGCAGUUACUUGACACCCUCCCCCGCACCUCUAGUGUCGCCAUCAUCCACCCCCGCGACCUGCAGAAGGAGCUGUUCACCGACUCCGGAGCCGGUACGCUUAUCAGGCGAGGCGGCAAGUUCCUUACUGCGACCAAGGUCUCCGAGUUUGGUGACCUUGCCAAGAUCAAGGAGGCCUUCUUGCGUGACCAUACCGACGAUCCCGAGGCCAAGACCCAGAUGGAGAACUACUUUGACUAUCUGAGCAAGGACGUCAACUUCAAGGCCUACUACGACGAGCACGUCAGGGUCUUUGCCGUUGUCCUGCCCCCCAAGCAGGAUGGCGGUCUGGCAAAGCUUGCCACCCUGACCAUGACUUCUAGCGGUUGGCUCAGCGGUGUGGCUGACACCAUUUUCGCUGCCAUCAGGAAGGACCACAAGAAGCUUGUCUGGGUUGUCGACGAUAACGAUGAGAACAUCUCAUGGUUCCAGGAGAAGGCCGAUGGUGCCGUGAACCAGAACGGCAAGGUUUUCUUCUUCUACGGAGUCCAGGACAUGAACGAGGUGGUGCCUGCCAUGAACCAGUUCUUCAAGGAGGGUAACGCGACUCUGUACAGCGAAGGAGAUAUGGCCAAGGUCGAGCAGCUCAGCUCUGGCGUGAGCACCUCUGGCGCCACUCGCCCCGUUGGCCGUCCGCAAGGCCAGCAGAUCAGGUCGUACCACACUUCCCCUCGCAGGCCUACCGUCACUCAGCCGUUCCGUACCAGCAGGGGGCCAGCCUUUUCCCGUAGCUACGUCAGCACUACGAACCCCAACCCUCCAUUGGGCAAGAAGAACGCGUCGAACACCAGGCAGGCCAAAGUUGCACUGAUUGGCGCUCGUGGUUACACUGGCCAGGCCUUGAUCACCCUCCUCAACUCACACCCACACAUGGAGCUGAAGCACGUCAGCUCGAGGGAGUUGGCGGGCAAGAAGCUUGAGGGCUACAACAAGAGCGAAAUCAUCUACGAGAACCUCAGCCCGGAGGACAUGACGGAUAUGGAGGAGAGUGGCGAGAUCGACUGCUGGGUGAUGGCACUGCCUAACGGCGUUUGUGCGCCAUAUGUCAACGCUAUUUACCAGGGCCGCCGCGGACGUUCUGAUGCUCUCAACAGUGUCAUCGUCGACCUGUCAGCAGACUACCGCUUCGACGACAGCUGGACUUAUGGUCUUCCUGAGCUUGUUUCGCGUGACUCCAUCUCCCAGGCCAAGCGCAUCUCAAACCCGGGUUGCUACGCCACAGGCGCGCAGCUCGCCAUCUCUCCUCUCCUUGAGCACGUCGGCGGUCAGCCUUGGAUCGCAGGCGUCUCGGGCUACUCUGGCGCAGGAACCAAGCCGUCGCGCAAGAACGACACGACCUUCCUGGCGGACAACAUGCUUCCCUACAGUCUGACUGACCACAUGCACGAGCGUGAGAUUAGCAGGCAGUUGGGCGUCGAUGUGGCUUUCGUGCCGCACGUCGCACCCUGGUUCUCUGGCAUCCAGCUCACCAUCGGCAUCCCGCUCAACAAGACCAUGAACAGCCGUGACAUUAGGCACAUCUACCAGGACCGUUACGCCGGCGAGAGGCUAGUCAAGAUCAUUGGCGAGCCUCCUUUUGUCAAGGAUAUUGCCAACAAGCACGGUGUCGAAAUUGGUGGCUUCCAGGUGCACUCGUCGGGCAAGAGGGUCGUCGUCUGUGCUACCAUCGACAACCUCCUGAAGGGUGCUGCGACUCAGUGUUUGCAAAACAUGAACCUUGCUCUCGGCUACGCCGAGUAUGACGGCAUUCCCAUCAUGUAGACAAACACAAAUGCGAAAGGGCACAAUUUCAUCCACCAUCUAUGUAUCGGCUCCCUAUCCCCAUGUUUCAAAAAAAGAAACCGCGCGAGGAAUUUGAAGGCAGCAAGUAGAUCCCAUUUCCCGUUAGGCGUCAGGCAUCCAAGGAGUUUUAGCUUUCUUUCCGUCUCUCUCUUGUUCCUUUUAUGCUUGUCUAGUUUUAUGUUUUCGCGAGAUACUAAAAAGAAUCUUCAUUGCUGGGUCUCUUUUUUUGAUAUGAUGGAUCUCUUCUGGUAUAUUAACUUAUUUCUCUGUUAUCUUAUCAAACGCGCAAUACAAAAUUUGCAUCUUUUUUUGGUUCUGGUUAGGUUUGUGGGCGCGUCCUGUCUAGUGCCAACUCUAUUGCCAUAUAAGUGCAACUCCUCGGACCAAAACAAUGAAAUGAUUUUUAGACUCUCGCGAGUUAAAUGUUUCCCUUUCUCCAAUUCCUGCUUCAAUG